This is a messenger RNA of Schizosaccharomyces cryophilus OY26, 1502 nucleotides long. Its product is annotated as ESCRT II complex subunit Vps25. The record is from RefSeq and is a predicted model, not a curated record. Lineage: Eukaryota; Fungi; Ascomycota; Schizosaccharomycetes; Schizosaccharomycetales; Schizosaccharomycetaceae. Gene Ontology annotation, molecular function: protein homodimerization activity; structural molecule activity. Gene Ontology annotation, biological process: protein transport to vacuole involved in ubiquitin-dependent protein catabolic process via the multivesicular body sorting pathway. Gene Ontology annotation, cellular component: ESCRT II complex. Bases 341 to 871 code for a protein of 176 amino acids. The transcript has 3 exons.
UGUAGCUUAAUUUUAGAAACUGAAAAAACGCAGGAGUAGUGCGCUUGAGUUCAUUCCUCUCUCUUACAGAUACAUCUUUAGUACUACUGUCAAUGAACGUUUGUUCUUUCAAGCAAACAAAAAUUCACUUCCAUUUCAUUUCUUGACCAUCCUGACUUUUUCAAUUGGAUCAUUUCUUUCUAUUUUCAUUUGUUUCUAACAUUGCCUAUCCUUAGAAAACUCGCUUUCCAUAAUUAGUUCCUCAGACUCUUUCGUAUACCUUUGUAGUUUACAUGGAGGAAAGCAAACAAUCCAUAAAGGAACCUUUCUGCACCCAAAAGAAAGUUCAGCGUUUAAGAAUAUGAAAAUCCCAGCUAUAUAUAAUUUUCCUCCAUUUUUUACUCGCCAAGUGAAUGAAAACGCCUGGCAAUCUCAGAAAACCGCUUGGCAAAAAUGGAUCCUUAUUUGGUGCCGGGAGCAUAGAAUUACUCAGCUGAGUAUACAUGCCGAGUUACUAGAAAGCCCAUUGAUUCAUAAUGAGGCCAUUCACCGUACGUUGCCUUUACCAGUGUUUCGGGAAAUCGUAGAAGACAUGGUGAAGCAGAGUUAUGCAGAAUGGACUCAAAAGAAAGAACCAAGAGAUACGUUUUGGGUAUAUUGGCGGUCAGUUGCUGAAUGGGGAAAUAUUAUCAUAAAAUGGUUGUUUGAAACCGGAAGAGACGGUGCUGUAUGCACCUUUUAUGAAUUACAGGAACAAUGCAAGGAAGUGGAUUGCUUGGAGGAAGGUCUGCUACAGAAAGUUUUGGAGUCGUUAAUGAAAAAAGGGAACGUAGAGUUGAUGAAAGGUUCUUCUGGGAAAUACACCGGCUUUAAAGUGUUGUCCACGUCUUAGAUGAUUCGAGACAUUUAAGUUCGAACCAGAAACCUUUCCAACUAUCAUAAUUUAAACGAAACGAAAGAAACGAUCUCUGUUUUCAUAUUUUUUAGAAUAAACCAUAAGUCAAGUUCCAUUUAGAGCCCAGCCUACUAAGAUGCUUUUCUGGCAAAGGUGACUUUGACCUGAUUUCCACUGAGCGCCAUACCUGUCGUGCCGUUUUUUGCAAUGCCAGCCUCUCUUUCUGUAUCAUAUUCAACAAAGGCAAUUCCCCUGCGUCCUGGAACCAUACGAACCUCCUGGAAGCCCUGAUAUGCUUCAAAAAUCUGUGUAAGGAUUUCAGCAGUAACUUCUUGGGGAAGGUUUUGAAGUAGAAGAACUUUGUUGGGAGGAAGCAAAUCUUCGUUGAUAUUCAAUUUCCGUUCUCCUGGAGCAGUACGUUUUACGGGUUGUUUCUUAUGAGCAGGUUUAGGCGCAGGCGGUUGUAGUGCACCUGUGCGUUUUAAAUACUCUAUCAUUUGUUAAUAAGCAGUCAAUAAGACAAAAAAUAAAAAAUAACCCCGCUUUGGAAUGCACACUCAAAGCCAUUAAUCAUUCCUCCUUUUCCAAUACUGUAUAACUCUUUCUUUCUGUAGUUAAGUGUGCGACA